UCGUGACGCGCGCCGUGCGCGGAGGCCAAGAUGGCGGACGAGGAGGGCGAAGCGCGGCCGGGGGCGCGGAACGGAGCCGGGGAGGGACCCCCGGGCGGGCCCCGCGUCGUCCGCAUCGUCAAGUCCGAGUCCGGUUACGGCUUUAACGUCCGCGGGCAAGUGAGCGAAGGCGGGCAGCUGCGCAGCAUCAACGGCGAGCUGUACGCGCCGCUGCAGCACGUCAGCGCCGUGCUGGGCGGAGGGGCCGCCGACCGCGCCGGGGUGCGCAAGGGGGACCGCAUCCUGGAGGUGAACGGCGUGAACGUGGAAGGAGCCACGCACAAGCAGGUGGUGGAUCUGAUCCGCGCCGGGGAGAAGGAGCUGGUGCUCACGGUGCUCUCGGUGCCGCCACACGAGGCCGAGAGCCUGGAGCCUCCCGAGGAGCCGCUGGGGCCGCCCUUCUACGACUACAGCGAGAAACAGGCGGUGCCCAUCUCCAUCCCCACCUACAAACACGUGGAGCAGAGCGGAGAGAAGUUCGUGGUGUACAACGUGUACAUGGCGGGGAGGCAGCUGUGCUCCAAGCGUUACCGGGAAUUCGCCAUCCUGCACCAGAACCUGAAGCGGGAAUUCGCCAAUUUCACCUUCCCGCGGCUCCCCGGGAAGUGGCCGUUCUCGCUGUCCGAGCAGCAGCUGGACGCCCGCAGGAGGGGCCUGGAGGAGUACCUGGAGAAGGGUAUGGAGCCUGCCUGGAAUGCUUCCUCAUCCCGGAAUUCUGGGAUUCACGGUCCUUCCUCAUCCCGGGAUUCUGGGAUUCGCAGUCCUUCCUCAUCCCGGAAUUCCAGGAUUCACAGUCCUUCCUCAUCCCGGGAUUCACAGUCCUUCCUUAUCCCGGAAUUCCGGGAUUUGCAAUGCUUCCUCAUCCCGGAAUUCUGGGAUUGGCAAUGCUUCCUCAUCCCGGAAUUCCGGGAUUCACAGUCCUUCCUCAUCCCGGAAUUCUGGGAUUCGCAGUCCUUCCUCAUCCCGGGAUUCACAGUCCUUCCUCAUCCCGGGAUUCACAGUCCUUCCUUAUCCCGGAAUUCUGGGAUUUGCAAUGCUUCCUUAUCCUGGAAUUCUGGGAUUCACAGUCCUUCCUUAUCCCGGAAUUCCGGGAUUCACAGUCCUUCCUUAUCCCGGAAUUCUGGGGUUCACAGUCCUUCCUUAUCCCGGAAUUAUGGGAUUCACAAUCCUUCCUCAUCCCGGAAUUCCAGGAUUUGCAAUGCUUCCUCAUCCCGGAAUUCCGGGAUUCACAAUGCUUCCUUAACCUGGAAUUCUGGGAUUCGCAAUGCUUCCUCAUCCCAGAAUUCCGGGAUUCACAGUCCUUCCUUAUCCCGGGAUUCACAGUCCUUCCUUAUCCCGGAAUUCUGGGAUUCGCAGUCCUUCCUUAUCCCGGAAUUCUGGGAUUCGCAGUCCUUCCUUAUCCCGGAAUCCCAGGAUUCAAUAAUCCUUCCUCAUCCUGGGAUUCGCAGUCCUUCCUUAUCCCGGAAUUCUGGGAUUCACAAUCCUUCCUCAUCCCGGAAUUCUGGGAUUCACAAUCCUUCCUCAUCCCGGAAUCCCCGGUUUCAAAAUCCCUCCUCACCCCAAAGUCCCUGA
Parus major (Great Tit) is the source of this 1611-nucleotide messenger RNA. RefSeq lists its product as uncharacterized. Gene Ontology annotation, biological process: intracellular protein transport. The record is from RefSeq and is a predicted model, not a curated record. Gene Ontology annotation, cellular component: early endosome. Lineage: Eukaryota; Metazoa; Chordata; Aves; Passeriformes; Paridae. The transcript is spliced from 3 exons. Bases 31 to 1611 code for a protein of 526 amino acids. Gene Ontology annotation, molecular function: phosphatidylinositol-3-phosphate binding; protein binding.